Messenger RNA from Cyclopterus lumpus (lumpfish), 2646 nucleotides. RefSeq names its product nudix hydrolase 21 (gene nudt21). The record is from RefSeq and is a predicted model, not a curated record. The transcript is spliced from 6 exons. Gene Ontology annotation, molecular function: mRNA binding. Lineage: Eukaryota; Metazoa; Chordata; Actinopteri; Perciformes; Cyclopteridae. The coding region runs from base 182 to 886 and encodes 234 amino acids. Gene Ontology annotation, cellular component: mRNA cleavage factor complex.
AAGCCGCACUUCACCCGGAAAAGGAGGACCGAGGGAAGCGACGGCAGAGGAAUUGUUGUCGACCGUCUACACAAGUGUGAAGAGUUUCUUUCGCUAUUUAGAUAAUCCAGCGAGUUACGAAACAACUAGUACCCGAGGUACAUUCGCAGGAGGACUCAGCCUCGUCGUGCACACGGUAGAGAUGUCGGUCGCGCCUCCCAGUCGCUCGGCCGCCGGCUGGCCGCGCGGUGGUGCAGUUCAGUUUGGGAACAAAUACAUCAGCGGGCCCGCUAAAGCGCUCUCGCUGGAGAGGACCAUCAACCUAUACCCUCUAACCAACUACACAUUUGGCACCAAGGAGCCUCUGUAUGAGAAGGACAGCUCAGUGGCUGCCCGGUUCCAGCGGAUGCGGGAAGAGUUUGAUAAAAUGGGGAUGCGGAGGACAGUGGAGGGUGUUCUCAUUGUCCAUGAACACAGGCUGCCUCAUGUGUUACUGCUGCAGCUGGGCACCACUUUCUUCAAACUACCCGGGGGAGAGUUGACUGCUGGAGAAGAUGAGGUGGAUGGUCUGAAACGCCUGAUGACGGAGAUCCUUGGAAGGCAAGAUGGCGUGAAGCAGGAAUGGGUGAUUGACGACUGUAUCGGCAACUGGUAUCGUCCAAACUUUGAGCCUCCACAGUAUCCGUAUAUUCCAGCUCACAUCACCAAACCCAAGGAGCAUAAGAAGCUAUUCCUGGUUCAGUUGCAGGAAAAAGCGCUGUUUGCCGUCCCCAAGAACUAUAAACUGGUGGCAGCACCUUUGUUUGAACUGUAUGACAACGCUCCUGGAUAUGGACCAAUCAUUUCCAGUCUACCACAGCUAUUGAGCAGGUAUAGUUUAUGUCAUUGUGGAACUAGCCUGAAUUGAACUGAAACCCUUGGGUUUUUCUUUUUUUCCCUUUUUUUCCUUUUAACUGUCACUGGCUAAAUUAAACGUGGCGCUGAAAUAAAAUAUCAUCACAUAAAUUGUCUGUAUCAAGGAUUUGCAAUGUGCAACUGCUGACAACCUGUAUAACCUGUAACUUUUCUAACUAAUCAAUCGGCUUGUAUUGUUAAUGUUUGAAAUGUAACAUAAUAAACAUUUUAUCAACGCAGUGAAAGCACAAUGGGUAUAGAGACUACUAAAGAGCGUUUUAGAUAGUAUCCAUCCUUCUGAAGUAUCUGAGGACUGCACCACAGCUUCUCUAUGAAAGCCAGGAGAAGUAAUACGAGACGUAUACCUGUACACAAGAUAUUUGCAGAUAAAGAUUCUACUUAAAAAAAUAUAACAAAUAUGCACUUCAGUGUGCAGGUGUGUCACUUUUAUCCAAGUUGUACACCCCUCAGAUGAACUAGUCACACCACUAGGUUUGCAGAGAUUUUUCUUGUAUUUUGACUUUAAUUUAAGCUAAAUGGUUUCACCUAAAGAUAAUGAAUAUUGCAAGAGAAUGAUAUGUUGGUGCUGGAGUAUUCCUUCAGAGCAGGAAAUUACUCUUCCAUGAUCUCUGAAACUUACAGGGUCAGUGUGUAGCAUUUCGGUGGACCCAUUAGCAGAAAUGGAAUAUACUAUUUGUACCGAUGUUUCUAUUGGUGUAUAAUCACUUUAAACUAAGAACUAUUUUGUUAGCUUAAAAUGAGCUCUGUAUCUCUACUCAGGGAGCAGGUCCUCUUCAUGUAAUCCAUGUUUCUACAGUAGCCCAGAACAGACAAAGCGACCACUGGCGCUUUAACAUUACCCAAAGGCCACCGUAGUUCUCUGACUCACUCGAAACGGCAACAAUGUGAGCCAGAGGGUGUAAAACCAGGUAUCGCCAGCAGCCGUCUGACUUCCGUUGCUCCCAAAGUCGAGUCAUGAUGGUAAGGAUGUCCUCUGAGUAAGGGGAACAGUUUGGCGGCUCACAUAACUCCAGUCUUGGAAAGGGAGUGAGCAGAGGGAUAUUCAGUUGGUAACAAUCUGCUACCAGGCCCAUUCGAUGCCACUAAAUCGUACACCCUGUCCUUCUAAAGGUGCCCUGUGGACUUUUUUUCUUGUAUGUUUACACUCACUUUUUCUCACAAACACAUUGUGUAUCCUUGAGAUUAAACAAAUGUGCCGAAUGCAGGAUUUUAUUAUUUUCAUCCAUCCUUACUCGUUAGCAGUUUUUUGACCUACUCAAAAAAUAAAACCUGCUCAAAAACUCUAGUUUUAACAGAAAAAAUAGGAAAAGACAAAACGUUAAAUUAUCUCUUAACAUUAACUGGAUCUUGAAAAUUAUCUUUAUAGGUUCAACUUCAUUUACAACUAACUAGAAGUACGUCUAGCUGUCUCUGUGAGUGCAGUCCUGUGUGAGUGAAGAUAAGACAAUGUGGAGAGAAAAAAUACUUCAUCUUUAGCUCGACUUUCACAAAAGAAAAGCUUGUCAUGUCACUGACACAUGGGGUGUUUUUACUAUUCGAAGAAGAAAAUGAAAAAUGCGCCUUUUUUAUAUUGAGAAACUGCUUGUUUUGUAGUUUGCAAGUCUUUAUUCCAGUGCGUGUUAAGAAUCUGAUUUUAUGUUCAGAGAAGGCCAAUGUUGGAUUAAACAAACCACAUCAUUGCGUUUCAUGUUGUUUUAACCUGUGACAAUGCUGUUCUUUUUUCUUUUUAAUAAAGCAGUCGGUUUUUAUAAA